Messenger RNA from Coffea arabica (coffee), 885 nucleotides. RefSeq names its product probable LRR receptor-like serine/threonine-protein kinase At3g47570. The record is from RefSeq and is a predicted model, not a curated record. Gene Ontology annotation, molecular function: protein kinase activity; ATP binding. NCBI's taxonomy places the organism in Eukaryota, Viridiplantae, Streptophyta, Magnoliopsida, Gentianales, Rubiaceae. Gene Ontology annotation, biological process: protein phosphorylation.
AUGAACUUCUUCGAUCGAGCAACUGAUGGGUACAGUGAAAGUAAUUUGCUUGGCAUUGGGAGUUUUGGAUCUGUUUACAAGGGGAUUCUCAAUGACGGAAGGUCUAUUGCUGUAAAGGUUUUCAAUUUGGAACUGGAAGGAGUGCUCAAGAGCUUUGAUGUAGAGUGUGAAGUCCUGAAGAACCUUCGCCAUCGAAAUCUUGUGAAGGUCAUCAGUGGUUGUUGGAACCAGGAUUUUAGGGCCUUGGUGCUUGAAUACAUGUGCAAUGGAAGCCUUGAGAAGUGUCUGUAUUCUGACAACUAUUUCUUAGAUACUCUACAGAGAUUGGAUAUAAUGAUAGAUGUGGCAAGUGCAGUGCAAUAUCUCCACGAAGAAUAUUUGACGCCUGUGAUUCACUGUGAUUUGAAGCCCAGUAAUGUCUUACUUGAUGAAGAUAUGGUUGCCCACGUCAGCGACUUUGGUGUUGCAAAAAUGCUGGAAAAGGAGGAAAGCUUUGCAUGGACCAAGACCUUAGCUACAAUUGGCUACAUUGCUCCAGAGUAUGGAUCUGAGGGGUUGAUAUCAGCAAAAUGCGAUGUUUAUAGCUAUGGAAUCAUGCUGAUGGAAGUUUUUUCAGGAAGAAAGUCUAAUGAUGAGAUGUUUGCUGGAAAUUUGAACUUGAAGAGUUGGAUAAAUGAUUCUCUACCUAAUUCGAUUCUUCAAGUUAUUGAUGCUGAGUUGUUGAAGCGUGAGGAUGAAAAUUUCACUGAGAAGUUGGAGAGUUUAUCAUCAAUCAUGGAAUUGGCCUUAAAAUGUGUUCGUGAAUCUCCAAGCGAGAGAAUUAGUAUGAAAGUUACGCUGGAGACACUGAAGAAGAUCAAACUCAAAUUCUUGCGGGUCAAUUAA